Messenger RNA from Paramuricea clavata, 1929 nucleotides. The record is from the annotation of a GenBank genome assembly. NCBI's taxonomy places the organism in Eukaryota, Metazoa, Cnidaria, Anthozoa, Malacalcyonacea, Plexauridae.
AAACUUGGAGAUUUUGCCCAGGUUUAGAAAACCCAGCGAAUAUUGGUUCUCGUGGACAGAAGGCCUCAGAACUAGCACAAAAUGAUUUAUGGUGGAAAGGCCCGCAAUGGUUAACACUUGAUCCCUCUGCAUACCCAAAUCGUGAGUUUUCACAAAGUGAUGUAGAACUCUCCGAAGAGUGCAUGAAAGAAUGUCGCGUUAAAUUACCUACCAAGGGGAAUACCACAGUGGUUAAUGUGACAAAUGUUAGUGAAACACAUCCACCAGAAACAGUCGGUUCAACAAAAAUCUCAGAGAUAAUAGACCACAAGUCUUACAGUAGCGUAACCAAGUUGUUUCGUGUUACAGCGUGGGUUAAGAGAUUCAUUAGAAAUCUCAAAACGAAGAAAGCCUGUGGUAAAAUUGAUCCAUUGUUAAAGCCAAAUACACUCACUAUUGAGGAAAUUGAUGAUGCAGAGAAAAUUUGGAUCAGAGAAAUACAGGAACAUGUGAAGAAACAGAAGAAUUACCAAGAUCUGACCAACCAACUCGGACUUUAUGCCGAUGAAGAUCACAUUAUCAGAUGUAAAGGAAGAAUGGAAAAUGCAUCUACUGACGUGGAAACAAGGAGCCCAAUUCUCUUGCCGAGAGAUCACAGCAUUUCUCAAUUGAUCGUGGAGUCCUGUCACAAGAAAGUCAAACAUGGAGGAAUAAAAGAGACACUAACAGAGUUAAGGAGUAAAUAUUGGAUUCCAAAAGGUCGUCAAUUGGUGAGAUACAUUCUUAACCGAUGUGUAAAGUGUAGGAAAGUCCAUAGUGUACCAUUUAAACCGGUUAAACAAGCCAGUUUACCAGAACAUAGAGUCAAGGGAACAGCAGCCUUUACACAUGUGGGGGUCGAUUUUGCUGGACCUUUGUUUGUAAAAACUAGCGACCCUAAAAAGCAGAUGAAGAAGACAUAUAUAUGUCUAUUCACAUGUUCUACCUCAAGAGCUCUACAUUUGGAACUUGUACAUGACUUAUCAACUACAGCUUUUAUUCGAUGUUUAAGACGUUUUAUAGCAAGGAGAGGAACUCCAGUAUCCAUUACAUCGGAUAACGCUAAGACCUUUAAAAAGGCAGAUAAGGAACUUGCGGAAUUGUUCAAAGAUAAGAAACUGGAAGAGUUCUUGACAACUGUUAGGAUCAAAUGGAACUUCAUAUUGGAACGUGCCCCAUGGUGGGGUGGAUACUAUGAACGUAUGGUACAGUUAGUUAAGAGGAGUCUACGUAAAAUACUCGGAAAUGCGAGAUUAACAUUUGAAGAGUUAACAACGGUGUUGACAGAAGUUGAGGGAUCACUCAAUUCUCGCCCAUUGACUUACGUAUAUUCGGAAUUGUCUGAUGGAGAACCAUUGACACCAUCACAUCUCGUAAUCGGAAGGCGGAUAUCAACAUUACCAGAUCCAGAGGAAUUUAGUGACAGUGAGGAAGAUAGUAAUGCAAUUGUACGGAGACAACGAUACUUGAGUCAAUUGUUGCAGCACUUCUGGAAGAGAUGGAACAAGGAGUACUUAGCUGAUCUACGGAAAUUUCAUCGAAAUAUUACAUAUACCAACAAUACGGUUCGGGAAGUAGAAGUUGGGGAAGUAGUUCUUGUGCAAGGAGAAGGUCUACCUAGGAGUCAAUGGAAGAUCGGUAGAGUUGAAGCUUUGCUUAAAAGUAAAGACGGUGAAGUACGAGGUGUAAAGUUACGAGCGUUGAAUAAGAAAGGGAAACCAAUCGUAUUACGACGUCCAAUUCAAAAACUUGUGCCAUUAGAGAUCAAGGAAGAAAGAAAGAAAAAACGAGGACAGUAAGGAGUCAAAACAAGAUGCAGACAUUCAGAACGAAGAAAAACCAACAAGACAAAGGAGAAUAGCGGCAAUAAACGCAGACUUGAAAAGACAGUCCAUGAUUGACCAGUUGUGA